This is a messenger RNA of Lichtheimia ornata, 876 nucleotides long. RefSeq lists its product as uncharacterized. The transcript is spliced from 6 exons. The coding region runs from base 1 to 876 and encodes 291 amino acids. NCBI's taxonomy places the organism in Eukaryota, Fungi, Mucoromycota, Mucoromycetes, Mucorales, Lichtheimiaceae. Gene Ontology annotation, cellular component: membrane. The record is from RefSeq and is a predicted model, not a curated record. Gene Ontology annotation, molecular function: lipase activity.
AUGAGCAACAUUGCAGUCAACGAAGAGUGGAUCAAGACAAACGACGGCUACGACCUCUUUACAAAGACAUGGAAGCCCGAGGGAGAACCCAUUGCCCAACUUGUUAUGGUUCAUGGCUUUGGUGAACACAUCAACCGAUACGAUCGCAUGUUUACAUUGUUUGCCGAGAAUGGAAUUCAAUGCUAUGGAUAUGAUCAACGUGGAUUUGGUCAAAGUGGCAAGAAGGCUCAAGACUAUGGCAAUCUCCAUGGAUACGACACUGCCCUGAACGAUAUCAAUGCUGCCAUCCUUCGCGUCAAAAGCUCGUUGCCUCUUAUUCUUAUGGGUCAUAGUAUGGGUGGUGGCAUGCUGUUGAACUACCUUGCUAGAGGAGACAAGUAUGAAGGUGUCAGCCAUAUUACAACGGCCAUUUGCUCGGCUCCUUUGGUGACUCUUUCUUUGCCUAUCUCUCCUUUGCGGUAUUAUCCUUUGUUGGCCGCAUCCAAAAUCGUACCAAGUUUUGUCAUUCAGGCGGGCCUUGACGCUAAAACGAUCAGUCACGAUGAACAAGAGAUAAAGGUGUAUGCAGAAGACCCAUUGAUUCAUGACUAUGCCACAUUGGCCACAGUACGUGGGUUCUUGGAUGCUGGCAAGGAUCUCUUCAAGUUGGCGCCAAAGAUUCACAAGAUCCCUAUUUUGUAUUCUCACGGAGAUGUUGAUCCAGUCAAUGAUUUCAAGGGCACUGAAAAGGUGCAUAAGCUCAGUGAGAACGAUGCAUCCGAGCUUAAAUGCUGGAAGGGUUUAUUCCAUGAAUUGCACAAUGAAACCAAGGACGAGCGUGACCAAGUUAUGAACUACUAUCUACAGUGGAUCAAAUCACACGUCAACCAACAAUAA